This is a messenger RNA of Gekko japonicus, 1034 nucleotides long. Its product is annotated as general transcription factor II-I-like. NCBI's taxonomy places the organism in Eukaryota, Metazoa, Chordata, Lepidosauria, Squamata, Gekkonidae. Bases 10 to 381 code for a protein of 123 amino acids. The transcript is spliced from 6 exons. Gene Ontology annotation, cellular component: nucleus. The record is from RefSeq and is a predicted model, not a curated record. Gene Ontology annotation, molecular function: DNA-binding transcription factor activity.
GCCAUUGGUAUGGGGUACCCAGUGAAAGUCCCAUAUCGAAAAAUCACUGUCAACCCUGGCUGCGUGGUGGUGGAUGGAAUGCCCCCUGGCGUCUCGUUCAAAGCUCCCAGCUAUCUUGAAAUCAGUUCCAUGAGGAAGAUUUUGGAUUCAGCAGAGUUCAUCAAAUUUACUGUCAUUAGACCAUUCCCUGGACUUGUAAUGAAUAAUCAAGUUGCUGAGAAAGCUGAACCGGAAGCACCAGCUGCAGCUGCGCCAGCCUCGGAACCAGUGGUGCAAGAUCCAGUUGAACCAGACCAAAUAGUAGAAGUAUCUGUGGAGGAUGAUUCAGUGCAGACUGAAGGAAACACUCCAAUAAAACAGGAACCAGAUCCGACGUGGUAGACAGCCACCGGCAUUAGGUCAAAGGCAUCCAGGAUUGCGAAGAGUUUGCUGGAACGGCUCUGGGCUGUGUAAUAUAACUGUAUAAGAGAAGUACCUUCUAUACACCUUUCCUCACCCCUGCCCCCCCUUCACUUCUCUCCCCCCCCCCCAUUUUUUUGUACUUUUAGAUAGAAAUAUCUACUUUGUUCAGAAUUCCUGGGAUUUUGACAUGAAGCAAUGAAAAUGUCUUCACCAUGGCUUAUGUUAUUUUAAAGACCGAAUUGGAGGAUCAGAUGCUGGACACGUGACUUAUGAUUGUUCUUUUGUUUGUUUGUUUUUUAAAUUAAACGAAAUCAACAGGAAUUUGCAAAGUAUAUCUGCCUUUCUGAGUUAAAAACCGAAUUUUACUGCCCCUCGAUACAUCUUGGCCUUGAUUGAAGGAGGAGAAAAACCAUGCCUACGGUAGUUCAGGUUGUCAGGGGGUUGGUUCUGUCUCUCCCCCCCCUGCUGGGGGGGAAGAGAGGAGGGAGGGGGUGGGAUUUGAAAUUAUUCACUGCAGUUUUCAUUCUCUUUCUCCUUUAAUGGCUAAUUGGACAAUAGUAUCUGUAUAUUUGAAAUAAUUUUUUCCUAUGAUAUAUAUCUCUCAACUCAUAUGUUUUUAAUAAAAACUGGUU